This is a messenger RNA of Brassica napus (rape), 507 nucleotides long. Its product is annotated as protein MHF2 homolog. Bases 1 to 507 code for a protein of 168 amino acids. The transcript has 7 exons. Gene Ontology annotation, biological process: DNA repair; replication fork processing; resolution of meiotic recombination intermediates. The record is from RefSeq and is a predicted model, not a curated record. NCBI's taxonomy places the organism in Eukaryota, Viridiplantae, Streptophyta, Magnoliopsida, Brassicales, Brassicaceae. Gene Ontology annotation, cellular component: Fanconi anaemia nuclear complex; FANCM-MHF complex.
AUGGACGCUACCAAUGCCUUCGAUUCUGUGAUAUCCUGCUCGCUUCUUCCCUUAUCAUUCGAUGUUUUCUCCUCUGCACGCCAUCUUCAAGCACAUUUGGGCGCGAAGAUUUCGCGAGAGAGGAGUGAUGCCAUUGAUGCUACAGACGCUGAGGUUGCUCUGGGAACAUCCAAGAAGAACAGACUUGCUUCUGCCAACGCGAAUGCUCUGAAACUUAGCUGUGAGCUUCUCAAGAGCUUUGUCUCAGAGGCUGUGCAGCGCGCGGCUAUAAUUGCUGAAGCUGAGGGGAUGGAUAAGAUUGAAGCGAGUCAUUUUGAGAGGAUUCUUCCUCAGCUUCUUUUAGACUUUAAAAGAUACAAGUAUUGUGUUUUCUUGAUUAACUCAAGUGGAGACACAUGUCAGGCCGUAACUAACUUGGAGCUUACUACAAGUUCACAUGGGGUUGCGGUGACGCCGAAUGAGUAUUUACGACCAGACCGUGACAUCUGUCUCUUUCUGACAUCAUAG